Mercenaria mercenaria is the source of this 1026-nucleotide messenger RNA. RefSeq lists its product as uncharacterized. Bases 520 to 1026 code for a protein of 168 amino acids. The transcript has 2 exons. Lineage: Eukaryota; Metazoa; Mollusca; Bivalvia; Venerida; Veneridae. The record is from RefSeq and is a predicted model, not a curated record.
UGUACCUGUAUAUAUUUAUAUGUGCAAAGUGCUGACCAGUUAAACAUAGAGUAAAACUGCUGACCAGUUGAAUAUAGAGUAAAACUGCUGACCAGGCGUGUACCUGUAUAUAUUUAAUGUGUGCAAAGUGCUGACCAGUUAAACAUAGAGUAAAACUGCUGACCAGUUAAAUAUAGAGUAAAACUGCUGACCGGGCGUGUACCUGUAUAUUUUUAUUCUCUGUAUUUCUAUGUGGUCAGCAGUUUCACGUAAAUGAGAUAUCGCUAGAAAGUGCUGACCAGUUAAAUAUAGAGUAAAACUGCUGACCAGUUAAACGUAGAGUAAAACUGCUGACCAGUUAAAUAUAGAGUAAAACUGCUGACCGGCCGUGUACCUGUAUAUAUUUAAUGUGUGCAAAGUGCUGACCAGUUAAACAUAGAGUAAAACUGCUGACCAGUUAAACGUAGAGUAAAACUGCUGAAAUACUAAACGCUUUACACAUACACAGUUUUUAUAUACCUGAAUACUACGGAAUUAUAAAUGUUUAACAUGUAUAUUUUUUCAGGCGCUGCUCGUCGGUUUCUGGGGAGAGAUGGACUACACCUCAAUAUCGAAGGCACUGAGAAGUUGGCCAACAUCAUCGAAACAGCAAUGGAGUCCGUACCUGCAGUUUCCGUACCCACGUAUUCUCCGAGUCUUGAGCCAGAGGCUACGUGCAUCGCACCUCCGGGAAGACCAAAUCAACCGUCACCGUCCGAUCAUCAGCAAUCCCAUGGUUGGUCCAAGGUUGAUAGGAUAGGUCGCAAGUCGUACUCAAGUCGUAAAACAGGUCGUCGGUCGUCUUCACGUCAAAAGUCGGGUGAACAAGCCUCGUCGGGUUCUGUUGGUGGUCAAUCGUCUUUGGUUGAGAGAGCUUUAGAAAACAGGAGAGUCUACGAAGCCGUUCGUGAUCUUCCAUCUGCUCCACUAUCAAACGGCCGGUAUCAAGCAGCUGCACCUGCGUCGGUUAGAAGAUCAUCUACUUACCUACAGUCUACAAGUCUAUAA